AUGGAAGGCUUGACUCUAAAGCGACUAAGAAGAGAUUGCCCAGUUUGCGGUUUUGGGAGUAAGAAGAAAUCAAAGAAAUCGGCGACUUCAGCAAACUUACCAUCGAUUGAAAUUGGUUCAGAGGAGAAAGAUGAGGAGAAUUUUUCAAGAAAUUUCAACGAAUCAGACUCUGAUAAAGAUGAAGAACAAAAUGCUCUUAAAAAACUACCGUGGAAAGUGUCUGAUAAUAAUGAUGAUGAUGAUGAAAGCAUUGAAAAAAACGUCUUUUAUGAUUUAUUCGAAUUAGAAAUUGACGAACAUUAUGAGUUUGAUGAAAAAAAGGCAAGAGCCGUGUGGAAGAUGGUGGAACAAUGCACCAGCAGGCUGCUCGCUAUUAUCAUUGCGUAUACUCUCUACGGGACGGGAAGAGAGACGUUUGACCAUUUUCUCUGCGAAGAACUUGUAGAGCAGACAGUGAGAUUUUGGAGAAGACACAACAGAGAUUAUGGCGGUGACGAUUACCUAAAAGCAGUGAAAAGAUGGGAGGAAGGAGAACAGAGGAGAAUGAAAAGCAAUAUGGAAAAAAAUGAGGAAUCAUUGGAGACUGUGACACUGAGACCUGACAGUACCAACUCCGUUAGUCGUGUCCCCAAAAAGAACCUCCAUUUCAAAAUGCUAGAUGCACUGAUCAAGAAAGAUCGGCGCGAUACGACUAACGAAGAAUACUGGCUUUUGGAGAAGAUAAAAGGUUAUGGAAACUUUAAUUUGCAACGAGCGUGUCGAGCAUGGGAGAUCGUUAGCAAACUUGAUACAAAAUCUCAAAUAAUUAUUGGAGAAGUAUUCUACUUGACGGAAAGGGAAGAAGUGGGCAUCGAACUUAUGUUGGAGCUUGUCAAAAGGAUGUGGGAUUCGUUGGAAGAAUUUGGAACUCCUGUGGAUUGGCAGGACGCUUUUGUAAGAGAAAAUUUUCGCUCCUCAAUCCAAAAAUACUAA
Messenger RNA from Caenorhabditis remanei, 972 nucleotides. RefSeq lists its product as uncharacterized. The transcript has 7 exons. Bases 1 to 972 code for a protein of 323 amino acids. The record is from RefSeq and is a predicted model, not a curated record. NCBI's taxonomy places the organism in Eukaryota, Metazoa, Nematoda, Chromadorea, Rhabditida, Rhabditidae.